CAUUGACAUUCAGUAGUAAAGUUUCUCCUGUCAUGUCAAAUUUACUAAACUUAUUAAACUGUGCAAAAAGUUAACAAAACUCUUAUUUACUUGCAUGUUAAAACGUUUAUUAAUUUAAUUACGUCUCUCUUUUCAGAAUUUAGCUUAAAACUGGUUACGAGACCCUGAAAAUGUCGGAAGAAUCACAAGUGCGAGCGUUUUACGCGGGCAAAAACUUUUUUAUUACCGGCGGCACGGGUUUCGUCGGAUUAUGUCUUAUUGAGAAAAUUCUGCGAUGUAUUCCUGAUUCCGGCAAGAUAUAUCUUUUAAUGAGACCGAAGAAAGGCAAAGAAAUAUCGGAGAGACUUCAAGAAUUCCCCAAAAACCCUGUCUUUGAAAAACUCCUAGAAUCAAAAUCUACUGACAUAUUUCAAAAAUUAGUCCCCAUUGCGGGGGAUGUCGGAGAAGAUGGACUCGGCCUCAGUCCUCAGGACCGGCAGACGUUGGUGGAGAACGUAGAGGUGGUCAUCCACUCCGCAGCUACCCUGGACUUCCAGGAGAGCCUAAGGCCUACUGUGAAGAUAAACUUACUAGGGACAAGACGAGUUAUGGAGCUGUGUAAGGAGGCAAAGAAAUUGAAAGUGAUGAUCCAUGUAUCAUCAGGCUAUGUGAACUCGUUCCUCACGGAAGCUCAUGAGAAGGUGUAUGAGGCACCGGAAGACGCGGAGAAGGUUAUCUCCCUGGUGGAUACCUUAUCUGAUGAUGCGUUACUGGAGAUUGAGAAGAAACUACUGAAAAGCCACCCCAAUACGUACACCUUCACGAAGCACUUGGCUGAACAUGAAGUGGUUAAGUGUUCAGACCACUUCCCAUGCACUAUUGUCAGACCUACCAUGAUUGUGGCCUCGUGGAAGGAGCCGGUACCCGGUUGGACUUGCUCUAAAGUCGGACCCCAAGGGUUCCUUAUGGGAGCCGCUAAAGGUGUCGUUCGUCGCUUACCUCUAGCUGAGAAGAACGUAGCAGACUAUAUACCUGUAGAUGUGGUUGUAAAUGAGCUGUUGGUCGCGGGCUGGGAGGCCGCCAAGACCAAAUCCGGUCUAUCCGUUUAUCACUGUUCUUCGUCCACCUGCAGACCGUUCAAAUGGUCAGUGCUCGGUAACACAGUCAAUGAAAUGUUGCACAAACAUCCCUUGAAGAGCGCUGUGUGGUACCCUCACCUCUCGUUCGUGCCGUCGCUACUGAUGUUCCGUAUCUCAGCUAUAUUCGUGCACUUCUUCCCCGCCAUACUACUAGACAUGAUGCUGCGCCUGUCCGGCAAGAGGCCCAUAUUAUUCCGUCUCCACAAGAACGUUUGGAACUCGCUGAACCGUCUGGAGCGGUUCAUCUUCAGCGAGUGGAAGUUCUACAACCCCAACACCCUGGAACUCGCCAAGAAACUGAACGAUGCUGAUAAGAACCUGUUCUACAUCGACAUAUCUACUUUACAAUGGCUAGACUACUUCCAAACUCUUCAUUUGGGAGUCAGACGGUAUCUAAACCACGAGAAAGAAUCCACGCUACCAGCCGCUAGGAAGAAGGAUAUGGUCCUCCUAAUGUUCCACGUUAUCUGGCAGCUGUUCGUCCUAGGAAUUUCGUGGCAGAUCUUUGCCUGGACAACAGGCCUGACCCUCGCGCAGUCUGCCUGGAUCGCACCCAUCAUAUACGUUCUGUUCACUUAUCUAUAAACUUGUCUAAACCUGAUCAUAUCGCUCAAAUAUAUUGAACUGACAAGUCAAAGUCACUUGAGAAAAAGGAAUGGAAUUGAUUCCAUACUUAUUUUUAAUUGUUAAAUUGACCAAGAAUCUAAAAAUGAAUCUAUAUUUUUUUAGUAUGUUAGUGAAGGAUUUCUGAAUUGAUAUAGGCAAAUAUAUAUUUUUUAUUAUUUUUGAACAAAGCUAGUAGUAAACUUCAUUUUAGACAACUAUUUAAUAUUUUUGUAUUGAUUAAUAAUGUAAGUAUUAUUGUUUAUAAGGAUUUAUUAUUAAAUUGAUUUAGAAUUUUGCAAAGAAAGAAAUAUUUUUUGAGAUUUUAUAUACAAAGAUUGUAAUGUAUUACAAAUGAUAGUAUUAUAAAAUCUUUUAGUUUCAUAAUCUACCCUAAAAACCUACUUUUAAAGUAAGACUUGCAUUUGUGGGAGCGAGAAAGCACGCUUUCAGUCGUAUAACCUCUCCUUUCCACAAUAGCAAAAAAAUCUUUCUUCACUACCUUGUAUUAAGGAUCUGAUUUUGUAUUUAGAUAUUAGGGUAGUAUUUUUCUUUAAAAUACCAAUAUCAUUAUUGUCUCUUAAAGCAAAUAAAUCCGUUAUUCCCCAUUAUUAUAUAUAUCUUUGACAGUAGCCUUCGACCCGAAAUUAGCAUAAUGUUAAGUGCAAAACAUUCCCGUUGCCAGGGCCCCAAUUCUGCUAUUUACAAUGGCCGAUGAAUGAAUGAAAAUUGGCUUAAAAUGACACUGUUCGUAUUC
Molecule: messenger RNA, 2478 nt
Organism: Trichoplusia ni (cabbage looper)
Lineage: Eukaryota; Metazoa; Arthropoda; Insecta; Lepidoptera; Noctuidae
Product: putative fatty acyl-CoA reductase CG8306
Exons: 11
Coding region: 171-1703 (510 amino acids)
Biological process (GO): long-chain fatty-acyl-CoA metabolic process
Cellular component (GO): peroxisome
Molecular function (GO): alcohol-forming very long-chain fatty acyl-CoA reductase (NADP+) activity
Source: RefSeq, a predicted model, not a curated record